UCUGCUGGGUGUCCUUGGCCACGUCAGUGUCAAAUAAAACCUUAAUGAACAGGUGACGCGCUCUGCAGCGACGCAGCCGCUGUUCCUCCUCUGAGCGCGCUCUGGCUGGAUACCGCACCGCGGUCAGGUGGGGAGCUGGAGCUCAGCUGAAAGCACAAGGUCUCCACUGAUAGAAGAUAUAAAAACAUAGUUAUGAUACAGAGAGAAGAUGAUGUGGAUGAAAGAGCAGCGGAGGCGGAAUAGAUCGGAUCCGCCGCGAUGAGCGCCUCUUUCCCCAAAUCUGAAUCCACCACAUCUUUACUCAAACCAUCGAGGAGAUCGACACACCUCCCCGAUCAGACAUCAGAGAUCCGGAGAGGUCAGCAUCACCAUCAGCACCACCACCGUCCCGCCGCGCUCCACAGCAGCGGAAAACCAGACGACUCCUUCUGGUCGGCGGACGGCGACGUCAGCGCGCGCAGACCCCUGUGCCAUCCCUCCGCGGCCGGCGGCCAGGAGGGGAGCCAUGCCGCAGCCGCACGGGGCAAACCCAAGCCCCAAGGUUCCCCUCAGCCGGCGGACAGAGAGGUGAACCCCAAACCCGCACACCGUCACCACCACCACCACCACCGCAGGAAGCACCACCACCCGGAUGACCCCGAGCAUCACCUCCCCUGUCACGCGCACGCCCGCAGGCUGCCCUCCCUCUCGGACAGCACCGAUGACAGGGCCCCGCUGUGUGAGCCCAGGGACCGGAAGAGGAGCAGCACGGCCGGCGGCGGCGGUCAGCUCGGCAGUCCCUCCCCGUCCUCCUGCUCCCCUGUCCCGCCUUCCAGCAGGUCGUCCCGCCGCUCCAGGAGGUCCAGCGCAGCUUCCUCCGCAUCCGACAUCAAUUUGAGGAGCAUCCUUAACUCCCUGUUCGGGCAGGACAGAGAGCUGCGACCGGAAGAAAUGGACGAGCUGCGAGAUGCAUUCAAGGAAUUUGAUAAAGACAAGGAUGGCUUCAUAAGCUGCAAAGAUCUGGGAAACUGUAUGAGGACCAUGGGAUACAUGCCGACCGAAAUGGAGCUGAUAGAACUGAGUCAGCAGAUAAACAUGAACCUUGGCGGCCAUGUUGAUUUUGACGAUUUUGUGGAGCUAAUGGGCCCAAAACUCCUCGCUGAAACUGCAGACAUGAUCGGGAUAAAGGAGUUAAAGGACGCGUUUAGGGAGGUAAGGUUUAUGUGUGUGUGUGCUGUCUGGCUCUACUCAAUCUUUCUGACCUAUUUUACUGUUUUUCAGGUGGGUCUUAAAGAGGUAGAAGACAUCCUAAAGGACGUGGACUUAAAUGGGGAUGGACUUGUUGACUUUGAAGAGUUCGUACGGAUGAUGUCUCGCUAAAAUCAGAUCUCGGUCCUGAAUGUGGCGCCGCGUCCCUCUUCACACUGAAACCCCGUCCAGCUAAAGGACGAGCCAAGAUCUACUGAGCCAUCUUUAAAUCUAAACCACACUGGAAUCCAAACUCCUCGAAUGUUACAGAGCGAGGGGCUCACCUCCCACUUUAGGUCGAUGAAGUGUUCUUCCUAAAAACGUUUAAAGUUGAACUGAGGCAGAGUUUGCUGUAGCAUAGCAAAGGAUUGUCUAAUUUAUGUUUUUUGCACUUUAUUUCUCUCUUAAUAACUUCCUGUGAGAUAGAUUGUCCGUGUCCUGUCUCAGACUCUACAUGGUGUAACUAAGUGUCUUAUUAAAAUGUCACCUUUGAUGUUUCAGCGGCAUUAGAAUAAGAGACUGAAUGUAGGACCCACAGAACAUUAGCACUGUUGAAUGUUUAUCUAUUCACACGUUGUCUGUUGUAUUAGAAAUGUACUUGAAGGACCUUUGUGCAGCAAUGGUGCUUCACCAAGAAUCAAGGUGGCAAUACCAAACAUGUAAUGUAAUUUGUGACCAUGUGUAAUUUUUCACUGUGCUAAAACCAUUUCAAUGAAAAGGCAUCACUGUCAUGCAUGAAAGGAAGAAAUCUGGUCCUAAUACGAAGCAAAUACCUGAAAUGCCUCCAUAUGUGUUAUUCACUGAGAUCGGCAGAAGAACAAGGAAGGAAAACAAGAGGCUGUAAAAGAUAGGCAGCUUUUCUUAAAGUGCUCACCAGGCCUGACCAGCGAUGGGUGUUCUGCAGCAAUAUGCCAACAUUGCCAAGACUGUCGUUUGUGUCUGAAUUCGCAGAAGGCUGGGGAGGAGAAAGUGCUGUUUUUAAGGUCUGUUCAGGUCUGCACGAGGUCACACGUUAGUAAAAUGCAUGUGAAAGUCCAGUGGAUCUGAUCAUGUUGUACGUCAUCAUCCUGACUCUGUAUGCUGUAACCUUCCAUACAUCUGUGCUGUCAAACAAUAUUUUUAUGCAUGCCAAAGAGAGACAUUUACUACAUUUAGUAUGCACAAUUUUGUCUACAAAAGGAGGAAACAUAAUACUUUGGCAAGUUAACUGUAGAAAAAUAAAA
Messenger RNA from Cyprinodon variegatus (sheepshead minnow), 2450 nucleotides. It is a transcript of the gene cabp1a, whose product is annotated as calcium binding protein 1. Gene Ontology annotation, molecular function: calcium ion binding. Lineage: Eukaryota; Metazoa; Chordata; Actinopteri; Cyprinodontiformes; Cyprinodontidae. The record is from RefSeq and is a predicted model, not a curated record. The coding region runs from base 259 to 1359 and encodes 366 amino acids. The transcript is spliced from 6 exons.